Molecule: messenger RNA, 865 nt
Organism: Vitis vinifera (wine grape)
Lineage: Eukaryota; Viridiplantae; Streptophyta; Magnoliopsida; Vitales; Vitaceae
Product: AP-1 complex subunit sigma-1-like
Exons: 7
Coding region: 156-641 (161 amino acids)
Biological process (GO): vesicle-mediated transport; intracellular protein transport
Cellular component (GO): AP-1 adaptor complex; membrane coat; intracellular membrane-bounded organelle
Molecular function (GO): clathrin-cargo adaptor activity
Source: RefSeq, a predicted model, not a curated record
ACUGGGUAAAGAAGGUGUACUAAAAUAUUUCAAGUAAAUUCCAAGGACCUUUCCGUAAAUUCGAAAAACUCCUCCCUGAAACCAAACUCUAGAAACUCGGUGCUUUCUUCCUCCUGCUAAUCUCUGCGCAUUCCGAAUUUGAUCCGCUUGAAGCCAUGAUUCAUUUUGUGCUUCUCAUUAGUCGACAAGGAAAAGUGAGGUUGACAAAAUGGUAUUCACCUUAUACUCAAAAGGAAAGAACUAAGGUAAUUCGAGAGCUCAGUGGCGUAAUUCUGACCCGAGGUCCCAAGCUUUGCAACUUCGUGGAGUGGAGGGGAUAUAAAGUUGUCUACAAAAGAUAUGCGAGCCUGUAUUUCUGCAUGUGCAUUGACCAGGAUGACAAUGAAUUGGAGGUCCUUGAAAUAAUCCACCAUUAUGUUGAGAUACUGGACCGCUAUUUUGGCAGUGUCUGUGAGCUGGAUUUGAUUUUUAAUUUCCACAAGGCUUAUUAUAUAUUGGAUGAGCUUUUGAUUGCUGGUGAACUUCAAGAGUCAAGCAAGAAGACAGUUGCACGGCUGAUAGCUGCACAGGAUUCGUUGGUGGAGACUGCUAAAGAGGAGGCCAGUUCAAUAAGCAAUAUAAUUGCUCAAGCCACCAAAUAAGAUCUGUAUUUAAAUGAGUUGGUCUGUAUACUCCCCUGGUUGGCAGUGUUCAAUAUGAUACAAUCUCUCAUUUUGUUUCUUAAAUUCCGUAUUCGCUCAAGCCAUCAUAUUUUUUGUUGUAAAAAAUAAAAAAUUGUUUUCUAUUUUUAAAAACAAAAUACUAUUUUUGUUUCUGGUUCUCAAAUACAUUUUUCUACCUAGUAGUAGAAAAUUGUUCCUAUAAA